AUGGGGAAGCUGCAGCUCUGGCUCCUCGUCCUCGCUGCUCUCUCCGGGAUCACGGCCCAGGAAGACCUGUACCGAAAGGUGUUCGUGUUCCGGAAGGACCCCAGCGAUGCCUACGUGCUCCUCAAGGCGCAGGCGGAGCGGCCGCUGCAGAACUUCACCGUGUGCCUGAGGUCCUACACGGACCUCACGCGGCCCUACAGCCUCUUCUCCUACGCCACCAAGGCGCAGGACAACGAAAUCCUCCUCUUCAAGCCCAAGCCGGGCGAGUACCGGCUCUACGUGGGGGGCAAGUUUGUCACCUUCCGCACCCCCGAGGGCCGCUGGGACUGGGAACACGUCUGUGCCAGCUGGGAAUCGGCCACCGGCCUCACCGAGUUCCGGUUCAACGGGAAGCCCUGGCCGCGCAAGGGGCUGCAGAAGGGCUACACGGUGGGCGCCGAGGCCGUGAUCCUGCUGGGGCAGGAGCAGGACGGCUACGGCGGCGGCUUCGACCCGUACAACUCGUUCACGGGGGAGCUGGCCGACGUGCACAUGUGGGACGCGGGGCUCUCGCCCGACAAGAUGAGAGCCGCCUACCAGUCCCUGCGGCUGGCCACCCGCUUUGCCUCCGCAGAGCACCCCUAG
Messenger RNA from Tinamus guttatus (white-throated tinamou), 624 nucleotides. Its product is annotated as serum amyloid P-component. Gene Ontology annotation, molecular function: complement component C1q complex binding. Lineage: Eukaryota; Metazoa; Chordata; Aves; Tinamiformes; Tinamidae. The record is from RefSeq and is a predicted model, not a curated record. Gene Ontology annotation, biological process: innate immune response.